AAUCUCUCUCUCUCUCUCUCCCCUCACUGUCUUUUGGCAUUUCUGCAAACACCUUGAACCCUACUUCGUCUCGUUUCCUUCUUUUUCAGAUACAAGAUGCGUGAGAUCCUUCACAUUCAAGGUGGUCAAUGUGGUAACCAAAUCGGUGCCAAGUUCUGGGAAGUCGUCUGUGCCGAGCACGGCAUCGAUCCCACCGGGAGGUACCAUGGAGACUCGGAUCUGCAGCUCGAGAGGAUUAAUGUCUACUACAACGAGGCCAGUUGCGGGAGGUACGUGCCGAGAGGUGUGCUUAUGGAUCUCGAACCAGGAACUAUGGAUAGUAUCCGAUCUGGACCGUACGGACAGAUUUUCAGGCCCGACAACUUCGUUUUUGGACAGUCUGGUGCCGGAAACAACUGGGCAAAAGGUCACUACACUGAAGGCGCGGAACUCAUCGAUGCCGUUCUUGAUGUUGUACGAAAAGAAGCCGAGAACUGUGACUGUUUGCAGGGAUUCCAAGUAUGCCAUUCACUCGGUGGAGGAACUGGAUCUGGAAUGGGUACUCUCUUGAUCUCAAAAAUCAGAGAAGAAUACCCAGACAGAAUGAUGCUUACUUUCUCAGUCUUCCCUUCUCCCAAGGUCUCUGACACUGUGGUAGAGCCCUAUAAUGCUACGCUCUCCGUCCACCAACUAGUUGAGAACGCAGAUGAGUGCAUGGUACUUGACAACGAAGCUCUUUAUGACAUUUGCUUCCGCACCCUGAAGCUCACCACACCAAGCUUUGGUGAUCUGAACCAUUUGAUUUCGGCAACCAUGUCUGGAGUGACAUGCUGUUUAAGGUUCCCUGGUCAAUUAAACUCUGAUCUCCGGAAGUUGGCCGUCAACCUUAUCCCCUUCCCUCGCCUUCACUUCUUCAUGGUUGGUUUCGCACCUCUGACCUCCAGAGGUUCUCAGCAAUACAGAGCUCUUAGUGUUCCUGAGCUAACCCAGCAAAUGUGGGAUGCAAAGAACAUGAUGUGUGCUGCUGACCCAAGGCAUGGACGCUACCUCACUGCCUCAGCCAUGUUCAGAGGGAAGAUGAGCACAAAGGAGGUUGAUGAACAAAUGAUCAAUGUCCAGAACAAGAACUCCUCCUACUUUGUGGAAUGGAUUCCACACAACGUGAAAUCAACCGUCUGUGACAUUCCCCCAACUGGGUUGAAGAUGGCAUCCACCUUCAUUGGUAAUUCGACAUCAAUUCAGGAGAUGUUCAGAAGGGUGAGCGAGCAGUUCACAGCCAUGUUCAGGAGAAAGGCUUUCUUGCAUUGGUACACUGGGGAAGGCAUGGACGAGAUGGAGUUUACUGAGGCUGAGAGUAACAUGAAUGAUCUUGUUUCUGAGUAUCAGCAGUACCAGGAUGCAACUGCUGAUGAUGAGGAAUACGAGGAGGAGGAGGAACUCGCAGAGUACGAAUGAAGCCAAGAAAAGGAAGAUUAAAGGUGUCUAUGUGCUGCUGCUGCAACUUCCUGUUGCCGGUUCAUUGAUAGUUCCGGCUGGUUGGCUCUUGGCUUUACUUACAUAUGAUAUUCAAAAACUUGUUUCUGCUUUUAAUCUGCUCUCCGUUCUUGUGUAGCUGUUGGUUAGUAUUCACUACUUAGUAGGCGUAUGAAAGACUAGUAUGGUUUAAACAAAUGCAAUCAUUAUAUUGUUCGAAUUCUCUUGGGCACUAAUUGAUAUUUGGGAUAGAUUCCUUGUGAAAA
Neltuma alba is the source of this 1718-nucleotide messenger RNA. RefSeq names its product tubulin beta-2 chain. Gene Ontology annotation, biological process: microtubule-based process. NCBI's taxonomy places the organism in Eukaryota, Viridiplantae, Streptophyta, Magnoliopsida, Fabales, Fabaceae. Gene Ontology annotation, molecular function: GTP binding; structural constituent of cytoskeleton; GTPase activity. Gene Ontology annotation, cellular component: microtubule. The transcript has 3 exons. The coding region runs from base 97 to 1434 and encodes 445 amino acids. The record is from RefSeq and is a predicted model, not a curated record.